Messenger RNA from Patiria miniata (bat star), 853 nucleotides. RefSeq lists its product as uncharacterized. The record is from RefSeq and is a predicted model, not a curated record. NCBI's taxonomy places the organism in Eukaryota, Metazoa, Echinodermata, Asteroidea, Valvatida, Asterinidae. The coding region runs from base 48 to 839 and encodes 263 amino acids. The transcript has 3 exons.
UCAAAAACUAGUGAUCUAUUUCUAUAAUCAGUGAAAAGGAGCAGAUUAUGGAGAAUUUCGACGCCCCAGCGUUGGCGCCCGAGAUCAGUUAUCCCUCCUCUCCGGAACCAUCCGAUGAUCUGGAGGACAUGUACCAAGGACUGACCGUGGAGAGCAUCCACUGCGCUAUGGAGGAGCAAGAAGAGCAUGGCAGAUCACCGCCUCUAGUCCGGUCAGCCUCCUCCCCAGACCGCAUCUUCGCCAACCACAACCUCUCCGGGAAUCACCACCAGCAGGAACGAGGCAGCGACAGCUUCGACGAGGCAAGCACCAGCACCCUGACCCCUCCCCCGUCCAUCUCACCCGAUCCUCCCCCUCCCCCUCCCAGCCCCCCGGGGAGUCCCCCGCCGGCCCACCACGCCCGUCCCACGGGAAUCACCCAGGCCGAGAUGAGGGCGCCCUCUCCCGACAAGAUGUACCUGGAUAUGGUGGGCGACCUGGAGGUCAUGAUGGAGAUUGCCAAGAGUAUGCACGAGCUGGCUCGCCAUACCAAAUCUCUGCUGCACGUGGCCUACGAGCGGGUGGAUCUGAGCGACCCACGCGUCCGGAAUCUUGGCAUGUCCGGUGUGCUGAAGGAUCUGCGCCAGGAGAGCGCUCACUCCGUGGUGGACGGCCAACGGGCCCAGCUCCGCUACGAGAAGGUGCUGUCGGACGUUCGACGGCUUCGCCGAUGCCUGCGGAACCUGGGGUUCUGGCGGCUGGGAGGGGCUUCGGGGGCGCCCCCUCUCGACCCACUGGUGCCUGACACCCCCACGUGGGGGUUGCCGCCUCACUCGUAUUUCACGCACGACAUUCAGUAGACCACGACGACUCC